UAAUAUACUUUUUGCGUGUAUUUAUUUUUUUCUUCUUCAAUUAUGCACUUUCACAAUUUUACCAAUGCGGUUUAUUAUUUUUAUUUUUUAUUUGUUUAGUAAGUAAUAAUCUACCAAUAUGUAAUGUUACUAUAAUAAACGAAAAAAUAUUGAAAUAUACAGUGGCAAUUCUAUGGUUGACACUAAGUGGAUCGUCCUUCCUUUUGAUGACAACAGGAACAGGAGGUACUUUAGCAAUUGUUGUCGCUCCAGAUGGCGGCUGGGGCUGGGUAGUUGUAUUGGCAGCUUUUUAUUGUAAUAUGAUUGUUGAUGGAAUAGUAUACUCAUUUGGACUGAUGAUGAAAGAUAUAGCUAUCAAUCUUAACCAAUCACCAGACUAUGCUACAUUAGUGGGGUCACUGCUAACAGGAUUUUAUUUAAUCGCAGGACCAUUUGUUAGUGCACUUGUUAACAGCUUUGGAUUUAGAGUAGUGACAAUUAGCGGAAGUAUACUUUCAUGUGUUGCAUUUGCAGUAGGAGCUUACGUUGAUUCGAUUUAUCAACUUAUGUUUUUUUACGGUUUCUUGGGAGGAAUUGGAUUUAGUAUGAUUUAUGUAUGCGCAGUAUUAAUACCAGGAUUUUAUUUUGAUAAGUGGAGAGCUUUAGCAACAGGAAUAGCCGUAUGUGGUUCUGGAAUAGGAACUUUUGUAUUAGCACCGCUAACUGAUCAUCUUGUUAAGAAUUAUGGAUGGAGGGUUUCAAUGUUAACACAAGCAGGAUUAGCUUUAAGUUGUGGAAUUUUCGGAAUACUCUUUAGGCCACUUGAACCUACUAUUGUUGAAGUCCCUCCAAAUAACCCUAUUGUCGUAGAACCUGAAAAGCCAGAAAAUGAACCAUUACUUGUUGAAAAUAAUGGUGUACAAAGAAGAUAUUCAAUAGAUAAAUUUAGUAUUUCUAAAAGUGGAGCACCUACUGCUGAGGCUGUUUACAAACAUUUAUCUGGAAGAAUAACUCCUGAUCAAAAUAUAAGUUUAUCAUGUUAUUCUCUAAAUGCCGAUUUAACCCUCAAAGGAAAAUUGUCGCCUGAAAAUAAAGAAAAUAAAUUAUCUGUAGCUAGUUUAAGAUCUAGAAGAAAUACACUUACUCCAUCACUUUUGGCUCAUCCAAUGGAUAGAGAUGAUAGAUUUUUUGGUGGUAGUUUAAAUAAAUUACCACAGUAUUCUUCGCAAAUUGGAUCGCUGAAUUACACAAUGUCUGUUACUAGAAUACCGUCUUGGAAUGAUAUAAUAGAAGAAGAAAGUAAACUAAAAUUUCAGAGCAAAAAUGUCAAUAGAAAACAUUCAACAAGUUUUUGGAAAUAUUAUAAGUCAACAAUGCAUACUCUUAAGACUAUGUUAGAUUUCUCAAUAUUGAUGUCACCAUCCUUCUUAGUCUUAACUUGCAGUGGAUUUUUAACACUUAUGGGAUUUUUUGUUCCAUUCAUGUUUAUUACAGAUAUGGCAACUAAAAAUAAUAUGGACAAACAAAUGGCCGUAUAUUUAGUUUCAAUCAUAGGAAUUGCAAAUACAGCUGGUAGAAUUCUUUGUGGUUGGAUUUCAAGUUAUGAUUCUAUUGACCCAAUAUUUGUUAAUAACUUAUCUCUUACAUUUGGUGGAAUCUACACUUUCAUUUUUCCAUUCAUACCAUAUUCUGUAGUUUCUUACGUCAUGUAUGCUAGUUUGUUUGGAUUCUCUAUGGCCUGUUUUGCUUCUCUAAGAUCAACUAUGAUCGUGGAGUUAACUGGACUUGAACUUUUAACAAAUGCUUUUGGUGUUCUUUUAAUGUUUCAAGGAUUAGCAGCCGCUAUUGGGUCACCUCUUUUAGGAAAAUUUAAUGAAGCCACUGGAAGUUAUGAUAUGUCUUUUUAUAUGGCUGGUCUUAUAUUGUUCUUAUCAGCCAUAAUUUGUUAUCCUCUAAAAAGAGUCAAGAAAUGGGAAGAUAAUCGAAAAAAGAAACCAAUUAACGUUUAAAUAUUGUCAAGAUGGUCGUUAAUCAUCUUAUUGUCAUAUAUUAACACCUAUAGUCUAUUUACUGGUUAACUAAGAAAAAAAUUGAUUGUUUUAUCUUUGUAAAAAGUUUCUAUGUAAAUGUGCGCCCUUGUAGAAACUGUAUAUUUUAGGACCUACACUAAGGUGUACCAUUGUUGUUGAUUUUAUAUUAUUUUAAUAAGGUUACAAUUACUAAUUUUAAUAUUACUUAUUGUGAAUAAUUCAUUUUAUAAAUGACAUUAAAUGCAUUUUUUUUUUAAGUGCACAACUUUA
Daktulosphaira vitifoliae (grape phylloxera) is the source of this 2279-nucleotide messenger RNA. Its product is annotated as monocarboxylate transporter 2. Gene Ontology annotation, molecular function: monocarboxylic acid transmembrane transporter activity. The transcript is spliced from 10 exons. The coding region runs from base 207 to 1988 and encodes 593 amino acids. Lineage: Eukaryota; Metazoa; Arthropoda; Insecta; Hemiptera; Phylloxeridae. The record is from RefSeq and is a predicted model, not a curated record. Gene Ontology annotation, biological process: transmembrane transport; monocarboxylic acid transport.